AAAUGUCAACCCGCGUAUUUACAAGGUCACCUUGAGUUUUGAAAAUUAUUGUUCUCCUGGACGUGUUGCAUGCAGCAGUUCAAUUGAUCAUAUUCAUCCACAAACGUAUCCUGGCAAUAGAUAUUGGGUCUCUAAAUUAGCGAGCAACUAAUUUGUGAAACUUCCAUCGAAAAACAUGUCGGAGCAGAGCACUUUGAUCAAACUUGCCAUCCAUCAUAAUGAUAAAGGAGAAGGGACACUCUAUCGUCUGAAGAAGAAUUCGUUAGUUCACGUUCAUCCAGGAGCAUCGCUUUUGGGUCGUCGAGUGGCGAUCUACUGCAAUUAUCCGGGUGAUGGAAAGGAUUUCGAACGAAAGCAGUAUACUCAGCUGCAAUGGUUUUCAUCAACCGGUGGUUCACUGAAUCCAGAUGGCGCAACAUAUGUUUCGAUCAAAGACGUCGAUAUAUACUGCAACGUGCAUCUGACUCGUUCGGGAGCGUAUCACUUUUAUAUCACGUACGAAGGUCAAGAAAAGGACGGACCCCAGGCUGGAUUGUACGUUCAGGUGGAACCUCAUCUAACGGUGGGAAAAGGUGACACCCUCACCCAUCUCAGUUUGAAUUCUAUUCGAUGUCAGACAGUGAUUUCCAAAUUGAUGGGCCCAGUCAAAAGCUGGGAAUCAAAACUACAAGUGACCAAAGAAAGUGGCUAUAAUUUGGUUCACUUCACCCCCAUCCAGGAGUUGGGUGGCUCAAGAUCAGCUUACUCGCUGAAGAAUCAACUGAAAGUUAAUCCGGAAUUUCAAAAUGACAAGGAUCACGCUGUUACUUUUGACGAUGUAGAAAAAGUGGUUAAGAAAAUGCGUGAGGAUUGGGGAGUAGCGUCAAUCUGCGAUAUCGUUCUGAAUCACACUGCAAACGAGUCGAUUUGGAUUCGUGAAUAUCCCGAGUGUACCUAUAAUUGUUUCACUAGUCCCCAUUUGAGGCCGGCAUUUCUGCUGGAUGCUCUGCUGGCUCGAUUCGGUGAAGAUGUAGCGGCCGGUUUGCUCGAACAUGUUGGUGUACCGAAAGUCGUGGAAACCUCGGAUCAUUUGCAAGCCAUCCGGUGGCAAUUACACACUCAUUAUCUGCCACAGAUUAAGUUGCAUGAGUUCUAUCAGUGCGAUGUGGAUAAGUAUGUUUUGAGAUUCAACGAAGAAGCCUCAAAGCAGAGCCCUACACCGGCCCAGUUGGUUCCGGAUGGGGAAAUCCAGCUUAAGCAAUGUCCCGAAUAUCGUCGGUUGGGCGUAGAAGUGGACUUUGACCGAGUGUUGAAGAUAUAUAAUGUUUUCCGGCAGGAUUGUUUCGAUGAGGACAGUCGCAAACGCAAGUGCGUUGAAGCGUUUCGCGCUCGUUUGCAGUGGUUGAAUGAAGAAGUCAGAAAGGAAAUCCAGGCUCACUUGGAGUAUGCCAUAGAUAAUUGCUUGGCCGGAACACGGUAUGAGCGGGUACAAGAAGAUGGACCGCAGAUCAAGGGUAUUUCUUUGAAAUAUCCACUGUUUAUGAAGUACUUCACUCAGUAUGGAACUCAAGGGAAAUCGUUGAAAGACAUUGAGGAAAUGAUGUACACCGGAGCGGGUAAACUGUUUAUGGCUCACAAUGGCUGGGUUAUCAAUUGUGAUCCUUUGGUGGAUUUUGCUAAGCCGCAAUCUGGAACGGGAAAUGUUUACAUCCGAAGAGAGCUGAUUGCCUGGGGAGAUAGCGUUAAAUUGCGUUAUGGUGACAAACCGGAAGACUGCCCGUAUUUAUGGCAACACAUGAAGGAGUAUGUUGACACCACGGCCAGAAUUUUCGAUGGAGUUCGCUUGGAUAAUUGCCAUUCGACUCCAAUUCAUGUUGCUGAAUGGUUGCUGGAUUCCGCUCGAAAGACAAACCCCGACCUGUAUGUUGUUGCUGAGCUGUUCACCAACUCUGAUCACGCGGAUAAUAUUUUUGUUAACCGACUCGGAAUUACCUCCCUCAUUCGAGAGGCCCUUGCCGCUUGGGACUCUCACGAGGAAGGCCGCCUGGUGUAUCGUUACGGAGGGGCUCCGGUCGGUGCGUUUUUCCUCAACCCAAGACGAAUACUGGCUCCAAGUAUUGCACAUGCCCUGUUCAUGGAUCUAACCCAUGAUAAUCCGUCGGCGAUCGAAAAACGUUCGAUUUUCGAUUUGAUCCCAUCGUCUGCUCUGGUCUCGAUGGCUUGUUGCGCCACCGGCAGCAAUCGCGGUUACGACGAAUUGGUCCCACAUCAUAUUCACGUGGUAGAUGAGGAACGCCAGUAUCAGGAAUGGGGCAAGCAAGUCAGCAAAACAACCGGAAUAAUUGCUGUUAAGGAAGCGUUCAAUCUGCUCCACGGUGGACUGGCUACCAGGGGUUUCGAUCAGGUGUUUGUCGAUCAAAUGCAUCCGGAUAUUGUGGCCGUAACUCGUCACUCUACUAAAAACCGCGAAACGGUUAUACUGGUAGCUCAUUCGGCUUUCGGUUAUCCGAACCCUUGGGCAGGCCCUACUGGUGUGCGACCACUGCGUUUCGAAGGUAAUUUCCUGGAAAUUAUCUUUGAGGUCCAGAUUUACAAAAAAACCGGUCAAACAUUCGAUCGCCCAUCGGAGUUUGAGAAAAAUGAUCAAUAUAUCAACGGGUUAGAGGAAUACGUGGUAGAUUUCCGGAAGAAUCUUGCUUUGAACGAAUCGGAUAUCUUUAAAAAAGAAGCUCAAUUUGAUGGCAACGUAACUCAAUUGGAUUUCGUGAAUCUAAAACCGGGAUCUGUGGUGGCUAUCCGAGUGGCUAUGACCGACAGUGCAAAACCUCCAAUUGAGAAUCUUCAGGGAUUGAUGAAAGAGUUUCAUGAUGAUAAUGGUUCAAGAUAUGCGGAAUUGCAGCACAUUUUAUCCAAGCUGGAUUUGAUAGAUUUCAACAAUUUACUCUACUGCUGUUCCGAAGAGGAACGAGAUAACGGUGGUGGUCCUUACAGUAUAUCUGGCUACGGAGAAACGGUGUAUUCCGGAAUACAAGGAAUCGUUUCAAUUCUAAGUGAUAUUGGCCCUAACAAUGAUUUGGGACACCCAUUGGCCAAUAACCUUCGAGAAGGAAAUUGGUUGAUUGACUAUUGUUCGGAACGGUUAUCGAAGUACCCAAACCUUAUACCCGUUGCCAAGUGGUUGGCUAAAAAUCUGGCCCCAUUAAAGGAGAUCCCACGUUACUUGAUUCCAAGUUAUUUCGACGUGAUCUUAACGGAGGUUCAUCGACUGAUAAUUAACGCAGCCUGCCAUUUGAUGACCGAUUUCGUUCGUCACGGAUCAUAUUUUGGUCGUUGUUUAGCACUGGGAACAAUUCAGUGUGUUCGGAUCGCGCCUUCGGCCAACCUACCCAAACUUAGUCCAAAUGUGGCAGAUCCAAAACCACCGCAACAGUGCGCUACACUCGCAGCUGGUUUACCUCAUUUUUCAACCGGAUAUAUGCGUUGCUGGGGACGGGAUACUUUCAUUGCUGUGCGUGGAUUGAUGCUCCUAACGGGGCGGUAUAACGAGGCACGAUACAUGAUUCUAGGUUUUGGUGGAUGUUUGCGACAUGGCUUGAUCCCGAACCUUCUGGAUGGUGGCAUGAAUGCUCGCUUUAACUGCCGCGAUGCCAUUUGGUGGUGGAUCUACACUAUUAAACAGUUUGUCGAAGAAACGCCCAACGGAAAAGCCAUCUUGAAGGACAAAGUUUCUCGAUUGUAUCCCACCGACGAUUCCGACGCGAAGAAACCCGGCGAAUGUGAUCAAAUGCUAUACGAAACAAUCCACGAGGCGCUGACUGUUCAUUUCCAGGGACUGUGCUAUCGCGAGAGGAACGCAGGAUCCCGUAUAGAUGCUCACAUGAAGGACAAGGGAUUUAAUAAUAGGAUUGGGGUCCAUCCGGAAACUGGAUUUGUUUUCGGUGGUAAUAAUGCCAAUUGUGGUACCUGGAUGGACAAAAUGGGAUCCAGUGAUAAAGCUGGAAACCGGGGUAUUCCUUCCACUCCAAGAGAUGGUUCGGCAGUAGAACUAGUUGGAUUGCAAAUGGCUGCUUUGCGAUUCAUGCAGCGAAUGGCGGAACAAAAGAUUAUCCCAUACAGUUCGGUUGAACGUACCUCGAACAAUGGCACCAAAACUGUAUGGACCUAUAAAGAGUGGGCCAACAAAAUUGCGGCCAAUUUCGAAAAGGAGUUUUACGUAGAUACGAACUGUGACAGCACUUAUGUGAACAAGAGGCAAAUAUACAAGGACACGGUUGGAUCGGAGAUACCCUGGACGGAUUUCCAACUUCGGUGUAAUUUUCCAAUUGCCCUGGUCGCUGCGCCGGAGCUUUGUGAUCCGAAACACGCUUGGUUAGCAUUGGAAAAUGCACGAAAGUAUCUUUUGGGUCCACUCGGUAUGAAGACUUUGGACUGUGAAGAUUGGGCAUAUCGGGGUAAUUACGACAAUUCAAUCGACAACGACGAUAAAACGAUUGCCCACGGAGCCAAUUAUCACAAUGGACCGGAAUGGGUCUGGCCAAUCGGUUUCUAUCUGCGAGCACGUUUAAUUUUCGCCAAAGCCAAUGGACUACUGAAAGAAACCAUUUCUGAAACCUGGACCAUUCUACAGACUCAUUUGAAAGAACUACAGACCAACCAUUGGCGCGGUUUGGCGGAGCUAACUAACGAGAAUGGGGCCUACUGCAAAGAUUCCUGUCGGACUCAGGCAUGGAGUAUGGGUUGUGUGCUUGAGGUGCUGCACGAAUUGGAGAAACAGGAGAAGGAGUUGUAGAUUAUGAUAAAGAGAAUAAGCUAACCGGUCUCCACGUGUUGCAUGUUGUUUCCGAGAUCGGUUUAAGCUGAUCAAAUACUCGUGUUGGGCUUUGAGGUGCCGAACAAUCUAGGUUACAUAAUGAAUCAUUUUUGUUUGUGUUCGUAGUAUCCCAAAUUGAAUAUAUUUGUUAAAUUUGCAUAGUCUAUUUUUGUUUCCCGUGAAUAUGUUGGCAGAGUUAGGGUGCAGUUCAAAUAUCGCAACAAAAAAAAACGUGCGCUGCAAGUAUUUGAUUUGCGAAGCGUAUAUAUCGUAAAGCCAAACAGCGUGUAUGAACAAAUAAAUCAUAUUGAUGAAAUUCA
Molecule: messenger RNA, 5109 nt
Organism: Malaya genurostris
Lineage: Eukaryota; Metazoa; Arthropoda; Insecta; Diptera; Culicidae
Product: glycogen debranching enzyme
Exons: 8
Coding region: 176-4768 (1530 amino acids)
Biological process (GO): glycogen biosynthetic process; glycogen catabolic process
Molecular function (GO): amylo-alpha-1,6-glucosidase activity; 4-alpha-glucanotransferase activity
Source: RefSeq, a predicted model, not a curated record